AUGGCGGAAAUUCGAAACGAACCGCUCACCUUCCUCGAGAAGGAUCAGGUCGCCCAUACCAAAGCCAACAACCUGACGAUCGCAAAUGCCAAACUUGCCACUGAGAAGGAACACAACAUGACCCUCUUGCAGGGUAUCAAGUUAUAUCCCAAAGCCGUCUUCUGGAGUGUCCUCAUCUCAACGUGUAUCGCAAUGGAAGGUUACGACGUCUGUCUCCUCGGAGCGUUCUACGCCCACCCCAAGUUCAACGAGAAAUAUGGUGUAUUGCUGGCGGAUGGAACAUACCAGGUACCUGCACGCUGGCAAGCAGGUCUCAGCAACGGUGCCAAUGUUGGAGAGAUCAUCGGUCUCUUCAUCAACGGCUUCGUCUCUGAGCGCUUCGGCUACCGCUACACAGUCAUGACUUGCCUGGUCAUGAUUGCAGCCAUCACUGCUGUCUUCUUCACUGCACAAAACGUCCAAACCUUGUUGGUUGCCGAGAUUCUCUGCGGUAUCCCAUGGGGUAUUUUCCAAACUCUCACCGUAACCUACGCUUCCGAAGUAUGCCCUGUCGCUCUCCGUGGAUACCUUACAACCUACGUCAACUUCUGCUGGGGAAUGGGCCAGGCCAUUGGUAUUGGCGUUGUGAAAUCUCUGUUGCACCGCAACGACCAAUGGGCAUACCGCAUUCCCUAUGCCCUCCAAUGGAUGUGGCCCGUCCCCCUUCUCAUCGGAAUCACCUUCGCUCCUGAGAGUCCUUGGUGGCUGGUCAGAAAGGGCAGAGUCGAGGAAGCCAAGAAGUCUCUUCUCCGCCUGACCAGUUUGAACCGCGAAACCGACUUUGAUGCUGAUGAGACCAUUGACAUGAUGGUUCACACCACAAAGCUUGAGGAGAAGAUCACUACUGGCUCCAGCUACUGGGAUUGUUUCAAGGGAACCGACCUUCGCCGUACUGAGAUUGUCUGCAUGGUCUGGGGUAUUCAAAACCUCAGCGGCAACUCCUUCUCCGGAUACUCGACUUAUUUCCUCGAGCAAGCUGGUCUCGACCCUGGAAAGGCUAUGGAUUUCGCAAUUGGACAAUAUGGCAUUAACAUGGCUGGUGUUUUUGGCGCCUGGUUCCUUAUGAGCGUCGGCAUCGGUCGCAGAACCCUCUACUUGGUUGGUCUCUGUGGUCUUUGCACUAUGCUUCUUAUCAUGGGCUUCCUUGGACUUGUUCCUCAUGCCCACAAGGACUCUGCAUCCCUCGCUACUGGCUCAAUGAUGUUGAUCUGGGCAUUGUGCUACCAGCUGUCGGUUGGUACUGUCUGCUACUCCCUCGUCUCCGAAAUUUCAACCCGUCGCUUGCAGAUCAAGACUAUCGUUCUCGGACGUAAUCUUUACAACAUUGUCGGCAUUGUCUGCAGUGUCUUGACCCCAUACAUGCUCAACCCAAGCGCAUGGAACUGGGGCAACUACGCCGGUUUCUUCUGGGCUGGUAGCUGCUUCUUGUGCAUCAUUUACACGUACUUCCGUGUACCUGAGCCCAGCGGUCGUACUUUCGCCGAGCUUGACUUGCUUUUCGAGAAGAAGAUCAGCGCGAGAAAGUUCUCCAAGACCCAAGUCGACGUCUUCGCCGACAGCGUAGAGAAGGUUGAGGUUCACCACAACGAGAAAGUUGAUGUUUGA
Aureobasidium vineae is the source of this 1644-nucleotide messenger RNA. Lineage: Eukaryota; Fungi; Ascomycota; Dothideomycetes; Dothideales; Saccotheciaceae. The record is from the annotation of a GenBank genome assembly.